Patiria miniata (bat star) is the source of this 2280-nucleotide messenger RNA. RefSeq names its product homeobox protein Hmx-like. The transcript is spliced from 2 exons. Gene Ontology annotation, cellular component: nucleus. The record is from RefSeq and is a predicted model, not a curated record. NCBI's taxonomy places the organism in Eukaryota, Metazoa, Echinodermata, Asteroidea, Valvatida, Asterinidae. Gene Ontology annotation, molecular function: RNA polymerase II cis-regulatory region sequence-specific DNA binding; DNA-binding transcription factor activity, RNA polymerase II-specific. The coding region runs from base 600 to 1598 and encodes 332 amino acids. Gene Ontology annotation, biological process: cell differentiation; regulation of transcription by RNA polymerase II.
AUUACUCUACACCAAUCACUUGAAGUAUUGAGGUUUAUCUCUCAACAUUGCACUGGUUCUCUCGCCUUGUGUGGUUUGGCUGUUUUGUUUUCCUUCCUCGAUAUCUUCUUGACGGGUGUACAGCUCAAUGUGCAUUGUUUAACGGAGGGGUAGUUGCUUAACGACUCGUAGCCAAUGAGAGGCCCGUGUGAGAGUCUUGCUUAAUUGCACCGAUCUGCUUGGGCCCCCCUGCGAUCGCUAACUUAACUCUCACCAGGCUGUCACUCUCGCUCAUAACCAGUCGAUUUGCUCAGUGAUUAGCUGCUGCGAAGCUUACACUGUGAGUCUCUAAUGAGUGAUGGUCAUUGCGUGAAAACACGGGAAUUGUGACAGGCGGGUUUGUUACGCCAAGGAGCCAGAGACUGGUCAUCAUUAUCUUCAUGGUUCAGUUUGACUGUGGAUUUCGAGGCUAACACAUCACCAGCAACAUACAGAACUUGUGUACCGCUAUCACUUUCGUCUGGAACUUACUGUUGGGACUAAGCGUACAACUAUACAUCACCGGUGCCGUGAAGUAUUGAACCGGGCAACAAAACCGACGAAGCGAGAAGCCACACACCAUGGUCGGCUCGGGAGUCUCCCGUGUCAACGGCUCGCUCACUCCCUUCACUAUCCUGGACAUUCUCGGUGGCCGUGGGCGGAGCAGCAAGAGCAACCGGACCGAUGCCGAACCGCCUAAAGAGGAGGUGUCACCGAAGCCGUACCGGCGAGUGUCGGCGGCGACGACAGAGCACUCCGCGGGUUUGAAGAUGCGGACUGUCCCCGUGCCUGAAAGGCUUGACUCGCUAUACCAUCCGUCGGUGGUGGUACGGCACACUGAACAGAUAUCCCUUGAGCAUUUUGCCCAUCAUCAUCAUCAUCGUCAUCUUCAUUCUCACCACAAUCAAAUUCCAAGAGAAGAGUUGGCAGGAUGCCGAUACACGGACAGGGUGUGCACCGACGAAAAGGAAGGUUUAAAGCGUGACAUAAUUUCCCCACACCAUCGCCGAGAGGUACCUACGGAAAACCCUUCGAGAGGAGAGGAGAAUGAGCGACCGGAGUCACGUCUAGUCGAUACAGAUGAUCGAGUGAUAGCUGAGAUGUUGGAGGAAGAAGAUGAAAAGUCCCAGCAGUCGCCAGCCUCGGCGACCUCAGCGGCCGGGCAGAAGGAAGGCCGCAAGAAGCGCUCCCGGGCCGCCUUCUCCCACGCCCAGGUCUUCGAGCUGGAGCGGCGCUUCGGCCAUCAGCGCUACCUGUCCGGGCCCGAGCGCGCCGAUCUGGCCGCCGCCUUGAAACUCACCGAGCAGCAGGUCAAGAUCUGGUUCCAGAACCGGCGCUACAAGACCAAGCGGAAGCAGAUGGCUGUCGACAUGAUGUCCCCGCCGCCGGCCAAGAAAGUGGCCGUCAAGGUGCUGUUCAGGGACCCCCACGCCCAGCCCCUGUUCUACCCGGACAGCGGCCUGCCGUUGCCCACCUCUCCCGCCGCUUACCACGGACUUAUCGGCCAGUUCGGCUGCCAUGCCUACCCUCCAAUGUGCCACUCGCACUAUCCUUUAAAUGGCCUUUUGUUUGGCCAGUAACUUUGCUAUUUUGGCCGCUAACAUGGCCACUUACCAAAGAACGCCGUAAAAUGGAUCAAAUGGACAGACAGUAUAAUGAAUUGAAAGUUGAUGAUUCUAUUGUAUAUUAUCCAAAAUAUGAACCAGCAUUUGACCAUGAAACUGAUGCGUAAUGAUAGAGUAAUGCUACGACAUUCUUUCGAUAUAUUGCUGGGCUUGAACAGUAUUCUAUACUAUUCCACAAGAGGCUUCUAAUUCUUCCCCUUUUUUACAUUUUUGGCACAUCGACUACGCAUUCUUUUUUUUACAGAGACAAAAAAAAACAAAUUCCGAAAAAGGUUACAGUUAAUGGUCGAGCAAUUGUACAUUACUUCUCUGACAAGUGAAAAGGAUACUCUGUAAUUAUCACACACUUGAAAACAGAUAUCAUAUAAUGAUAUAAUUCAUUACAUUAAGACAGAAAAAGUUCUUGAUUAACACUCCAUACACCUUUCUGUUUCUGGCAAAUUGUUUCUUUCCUUUUUCUUCUCCUGACGGAUUUAUAAAAUUUAAAAACCGACUGUCAAACCGUUUUCGACCAAUCGUAUUAUAUUGUCGUGGUAAUUAAUAGUACUGUAAUAUUGUACAAACAAAUGUUUAAAAAUAUUGAUAUAUCCUUAUUGUCAUGUACGAAUAAAGUCUGUGAAUAGUAGGCAUAAAAUUG